Molecule: messenger RNA, 1864 nt
Organism: Oreochromis niloticus (Nile tilapia)
Lineage: Eukaryota; Metazoa; Chordata; Actinopteri; Cichliformes; Cichlidae
Exons: 3
Coding region: 303-1079 (258 amino acids)
Biological process (GO): negative regulation of T cell proliferation; cellular response to lipopolysaccharide; T cell costimulation
Cellular component (GO): external side of plasma membrane
Source: RefSeq, a predicted model, not a curated record
UUUUCCCUAGCAACAGGUGAUUGCCACGGGGUCGCUGAACAGCCAGUGUGACUCCCACUGUAGCAGCCAUUUCCCCCGUUACUGCCAUCAACCUGCAGGAGCUCCUCACAACUUAUGGGGAUUUUUGCCUCAUGAUCCGUGGUUAGCUGGUCGUUAGUGGCCCACUGUGUAACUUGGGUCUUAGCGCUUGUACUGUUUAUUGGGUCGUACCUGAGUCAUGUGACUUAAAAUGACGUAAGUCACAUGACUUCAUCACCUGGAGAACCCACCUUUCCGUGUUAGCUUGGAAGCUAAAUACGGAAAUGGCUCCUCGAACAUUUGCUCCGCUUUGCUCCAUUUCACUGUUGGUCGGUGUCUUCGUGUUUGUCUCAGCAGAUCAGAAAAUCAUUCCAGCUGAGUCUGGACAGAAAAACGUCACUCUGCCAUGUCGAGCUCCAAAUAACAACAUUAUCAUAGUUAUAGAGUGGAGCAGAGCUGACCUGGGAGAGAAAUAUGUGCUCCUGUUCCGGGAUAAGCAGCUUAACCCAGAUCAACAGCAUCCAUCAUUUAAGAACCGGGUGGAUCUGCGGGACAGACAGAUGAAGGAUGGAGACGCGUCUUUGAUUCUGAAGGAUGUGACGACUAAUGAUACUGGAACAUAUGAGUGUCGUGUCGUCCAGGGAGGAGCAAAGCGCAGGAAGAGAGCAAUUUUAGAUGACAAGCCUGUCAGCAUCAUCUACCUCAGAGUUGAUCCUCCAGGUCAGACAGGAGGACAUGGUGAGCCUGGAUACAGCAGACAUUUUGGAGUGAUAGCAGCGUCAGGUUUUGUUUUAGUUCUUUUUGUUGCUGUUGUUUUGUUGAUCAACAAACGAUAUAAACAACAGAUUCAGGAAUCACACUGUCCUCACUCUGAACCACAGAUUCAAAUGUCUAAGAACUCUAAACAGCUGAAUUCUGAAUCUCGUGCUGAUGAACACAGAGACAAAAAUGAUCUGAAAACGGACAACGGUCUCCAACACUCCACAAGGAGUGAUGUCACUCUGACAGCUGAGGAUGAACUGCUUCACCAUCCUCAGCAAACAGCAGGACAGCGUCCAUAGAUAGGAGACACAGAGGAUGGAUCUGUUGGACUGAUUAUUGGUCUGACUGUUUCUGCUGUGCUUCUUGUUGAUGUUGUUGGUUUUUUGAUCUACAGAAAACAUAAACAACUUCAUACCAGGCUCCUGUUGAACUUCAGCUUGUUUGAAAUGUCAGCUUAACUGUGAUUCUGGCGUUGUUGUUUUCAGUCUUCCAGGAUAAGCAGCUUAACCCAGAUCAACAGCAUUAGUCUUGUCACAGAAAAUGUGGAAAGACAGAAAUCAAUAACACUAAAUAUCUAUCAGGUACAUGUCAGACACAUCCAGAUUUUAGGUUGAAUUUGCAUUUUAUAUCUAAUCAGUUAAUAUCUGUCUGAUAGCAUUCAGGAUCAAUUCAUCACAAGUUACUUGUUUGACUCGUUUUUAAGUUUAAGUUCAUUAAAAUGAAACCAAAACAUUUCGUUGUAGCUGCAGAGUCCGACAUUUUCUCCCUUUGACCUGGAAUGAUUCAGGCAGUGGGAAGCAUACGCUUUAUUGAACUUUACCUUCCAUGAAGGCGACUCUUCAGUCUGUUACUGUCUAAUUGUUACUUCAUAUUAAAUAUUCCAGGAGGUUUUCACAUAUUGGUCCUUCGUUUCUUUUGUUUUUUUUAAUGCUAAUGGGUGUGGGUUGUUUGUUGUCUGUUUGUUUUUUAUCAAACUGUGACUGUAAAUAAUUUUAAUCAGAAGCUCUCUGACUACCUGAACAUUGAUGGAAAUUUUAUUGCACCUUGAAUCAAUCAAAAAUAAAUAUAAACGUGUGUAAACUAU